CUUCAGGCUUCACAUCCGGGUCAUCCGCCAGGAUCUGUCUCCUGCGUCGGUGUCUGACAGAGUAGAACUGUUUCUUCGGCCGCCGCGCCGUACUGCAGCUCUCUGCCGGACCGCUCGGCUCGCAGAGCGGACACUGCGCUUAGCGUGCACCGGUGAUGAUGGAGCCCGGAGCGCCGUGAAGCUGCAGCCGCUCGCACAAAGGCAGGGAUGAGUCGGUAGGAGGCUCCUUGUAUGGGUUAGCCCGUGGUGAUCCAAUUCGCCUAAAACGAUGUCGAAGAGCCUCAAGAAGAAAAACCACUGGACCAACAAAGUCCACGAAGCGGUGAUAAGCCGGGGGAAGGAAGGGGAGCUGGGGUUCGAGCUGAAGGGGGGCGCGGAGAACGGCCAGUUCCCCUACUUCGGCGAGGUGAAGCAGGGGAAGGGACUGAUCCAGAACGGAAAACUGGCUCAAGAUGAGCUGCUGCUGGAGGUCAACGACAUGCCAGUGGCCGGGCUCACCACCCGGGACGUGCUGGCCGUGAUUAAACACUGCAAAGACCCGGUGCGCUUCAAAUGUGUCAAACAAGGGGGGGUAGUUGACAAAGAUUUGAGGCACUACCUCAACCUGCGCUUCUCCAAAGGCUCAGUGGACCACGACCACCAGCAGAUCAUCAGAGACAACCUCUACCUCCGCACUGUUCCCUGUACCACCAGGCAGCCAAAGGAGGGGGAGGUGCCUGGGGUGGACUACAGUUUUGUGAGCGUGGAGCGUUUUAUGGAACUGGAGCAAAGUGGAGCCCUGUUAGAGAGUGGAACCUAUGAAGAUAACUUCUACGGCACACCAAAACCUCCAGCGGAGCCGUCCCCGGCAGCCCCUCCUCUGAAUGUGAGUGAAGCCCUGCUUCCCGGAGCCCGGCCGAGCGCCCAGGGCAAGAGAAAGAGGAACCAGUCAGUAAGCAACAUGGAGCAGCGCACCAGCCUGGAGCCACCUGAGGAGGAGGAAGAGGAGAUCCCAGUCGUCAAUGGCAACGGGGUCGCAAUCACACCAGAGUCGAGUGAGCAUGAGGACAAGAGCACAGACGCCUCUGGGGAGGUAGCGGUUGAAGGGUCCAGCCAGGCCCCAGCAUCAUCCGAGCCUGCAACUGAAGGGGAGGAGGCCACACAAUCUCCCUCCAAAUCCCCGUCCAAAGUCCCGGACGUAGACGUGGAGGAGCUGGGUCCCCUGCCUGACAACUGGGAGAUGGCCUACACUGAGAAGGGAGAAGUUUACUUCAUAGAUCACAACACCAAAACCACGUCGUGGCUCGAUCCUCGACUCGCAAAGAAAGCAAAGCCGCCGGAGGAGUGCAAGGAAGACGAGCUGCCGUACGGCUGGGAGAAGAUAGAUGACCCCAUCUACGGCAGCUACUAUGUAGACCACAUCAAUCGAAGGACUCAGUUUGAGAAUCCCGUUCUGGAAGCUAAGAGGCGUCUGGAGCAGCAAAGACAGAUCCAAAGCCAGGGCCUCUCUGCUCUGCCUUUACCUACAAUAUAUAGAGAAAAGCCGUUGUUCACCAGGGAUCCGACCCAGCUGAAGGGCACCUUCCUGUCAACAGCCCUGCAGAAGAGCAACAUGGGAUUCGGGUUCACAAUUAUUGGAGGUGACGAGCCCGAUGAGUUCCUGCAAGUGAAGAGUGUCAUCCCAGAAGGACCUGCUGCCCAGGACGGGAAAAUGGACACAGGGGAUGUUAUUGUCUACAUUAAUGAUAUCUGUGUGCUCGGUACCACUCAUGCCGACGUCGUGAAGCUGUUCCAGUCUGUUCCCAUCGGCCAGAGCGUCACCCUUGUGCUCUGUCGAGGAUAUCCUCUGCCCUUUGACCCAGAGGAUCAGAGUGCUGCAGCAAGCACCUCCCUCACACCCAUCGGCCUAGAACACCGUCCACUUGUGGUGAAUGGCCGAGGUAGCUAUGACCCAUACCUGGAGUACCUGUCUUUGAGCUCGCAGCUUCCUCCUCAAGCUUUGGCCCAGGCUGGAGUCUCUCACCCCGGAGACACACACCUGGACGGCUCGUCCCUGCCUCCCACCACGCCCGGCUCAGCGUCGGCACACACACCUCGUGAAGAUAACGUGUCAAUGGCCUCCUCUGGGACUCCAGGUGUUGGCGGGACAACUGGACCAGGUGCAGAAUUGCUAACUGUCACCAUGGUGAAAGGCGCUGAAGGAUUUGGGUUCACUAUCGCCGACAGUCCAACUGGUCAGCGAGUUAAACAGGUGUUGGAGCCAGGCUCACAGGGAGCAUCGGGGCUGAUAGAAGGAGAUCUGAUCCUGGAGGUGAACCAGCAGCCAGUAGCUGCAGCGGGACACGGACGAGUGGUGGAGCUGCUCAAAGACUGUCCUGUGGGAGUGGAGGCGACGCUUCUCAUCCAGAGAGGAGGAACAGGCCACAUCUCUCCAUGGAAGGCCUCCAAACAGGGUAGCCCCCAUACUAACCUAUCAGGUCCCGUCUUACCGCCUGGAACGCCCUUCCCAAAUCAGCCCCAACACCGCACAUCUGUGCCCGACUCCACAGAAGGCUUCGACCUCAACAAACCUGACCCUUAUGAUCUCUACGAGAAGUCCAGGGCCAUCUACGAGAGCAGGCGUCCUGAAUACGAGGAGGUGGAGGUGCACCUGCUGAGGGAGAAGACAGGGUUCGGCUUUCGCAUCCUGGGGGGAGACGAGGCCGUGCAGGCUGUGAGUCCGGACGCCCGUGACAAGAUUGUUAUUGGCGCUAUAAUAGAGAACACUCCUGCUGAGCGUGAUGGGCGGCUACGACCUGGGGAUGAGCUGAUUUCAGUGGAUAAAAACGUGGUUGCUGGGAAACCGCACAAAUACGUAAUAGACUUGAUGCACUCGGCCGCUCGCAACGGUCAAGUCAGCUUAACUGUGAGGAGGAGAGUGCAAAUGCCAGGAGACCAUUGUCCGGUGAACGGCCGUAGCCCCGGCUCGGUGUCGACUCAGCACAGCUCUCCACGUAGCGAUGCAGCCUCUGCACCUAACCCAUCGGCUGCCACCAUCUCUGUUGUCACCUCACCUCCAGAGGGGUCUGCCGUUCAAACCAGUGAUGUGGUUAUAAACCGCAAGGAGAACGAGGGCUUCGGCUUUGUCAUCAUCAGCUCCCUGAACAGGCCCGAGAACGCCACGGUCAUCACUGUUCCCCAUAAAAUCGGACGCAUCAUUGAGGGAAGUCCUGCAGACAGGUGCGGGAAACUGAAGGUGGGAGACCGGAUCCUGGCUGUAAACGGACAGUCCAUCAUCAGCAUGCCACAUGCAGACAUCGUCAAGCUCAUUAAAGAUGCUGGACUAACGGUCACGCUGCACAUCAUUCCAGAGGAAGGUUCCCAAUCUGGACCCAGCUCAGAGAAACAAAGCCCCAUGACCCAGAAACACAGCCCCCAGACCCAGCCCAGUCCUGUAGCCCAGCCAGGCCUAGGAGGCACCCAGUCAGGCCAAAUGGCUCCUCAGCCAGGCCUAGCGUCCUUGCAACCAUGUCAAACAGCGGCCCAACCUGGCCAAACACCAGCUCUAAUUAACCAAAUUGUGACAGGGCCUCCUGCACCAGCAGCCUCCCAGCCUGCGUCAGCUGGAUCCCAGCAGAGCCCGGUCACCCAGCCCUCGGGCCUCCCCCCACAGCUCUACCUCCAUGACGGCAGGUUAGACGACACAAAGAGGGAUGCUCUUGUUUGGUCAGAGGUCAAAGCCAGGCAGGAUGUUAAACCGGACUUCCGUCAUCCUACGUUCACCGACUACAGGCAGCCUCCAGUUGACUACCGCCACCCACCGGUGACUGAUUACCGCCAGCCGCCAACUCUGGACUACCGACACCCGCCCGGCCUGCUGGACUUCAGACAGCAUCCUGCAGCAGCACAGUUUCCUUUGGGAAUCCCUCCAGACUUCCGACCACAGGACUAUGAUUAUUUCACCGUGGAGUUGGAGAAAAGCACCAAAGGUUUUGGUUUUAGUAUUCGUGGGGGCAGAGAAUACAGCAUGGACCUGUUUGUGCUGCGCCUCGCAGAGGACGGUCCUGCCAUACGCAAUGGAAGGAUGAGGGUCGGGGAUCAGAUCAUCGAGAUUAACGGCGACAGCACUCGGGACAUGACUCACGCCCGUGCUAUUGAACUCAUAAAGGCGGGAGGCAGGCGGGUCAGGCUGCUGCUGAAACGAGGCACUGGACAGGUGCCAGAUUAUGACUGUGCCGGCCCCUGGGAUUCCCUUUCUACAACCCACUCUGCCCUGCAGGAAGUGACACUGGAACCUCAUGUGAGUCCAUUGCCCUCAUCCCAUCCAGCUUCAGCCCCAGACUCCCCUCAUCGACUCCAUCUGGAGGCCAAAGUGUGCGCGGCAGACAAAGCUCCACUGCUGCCAGACCACAGCUCUGUCAGAAGGGCCACAGGUGGCAGGUCCACCGAGCAAAAAUGCAUCAUCAGGGGGCAGGGGGCCCCUCAGGGCUCUGGAGAGGUAAACCGUGGGCCUGGUGAAAUGCAGCCUCGGGUGUUGCCUCCCAAAGCUGUGGUGGGCCGGUGUAAUGAGAGGAGAGAGAUUUGCUCCCCCUGCUGUGAGAGAAAGGGCCGACAAACGCAAGCGAGGAGCUCUGGCUCGCCGUGGGAUCCGUAUGUUAUGGUGAAUCUGAAUGGAGCAUCUCUGGAAGGAGGAGAUGGACAUGUGAGCCUACAGGAGAGGCUGAUGUCCAGAAGUCCAUUCACCAGAGAAGACGAAAAAAACAGUGGCCAAAGUGGGUUUCGCUGCCCUUUGAAAACCCUCGAAGAUCCUCCUGCGAGGAGCGCAGCCGCCUUCCCGGGACCCUGGAACCUCCCCAGCUCUGACAAACUGCCUGGCACCUUAAGGUUCUACCUCCACGGCGAGCAGGUAGAAUGGAUCCUUUAGGUUUGGGCUGGAUCUGAAUUGGGUUCCACAUUUGAAAAGCAUCUCCGUUGGCCUCUGUGUCCUGUUUUCUUAUCCAUCUCUUGUUUCAUUUAGACAUUAGAGGAUUUUUACACCCACCACCUUAAAGAACACAGGAACUCCAAAAGGAUGAACCCAAAAGUGACCCUCACAUUCAGAGCAAAAAUCCCUCCUUUUUAAACAUGGAGCAUUGCACCUUUAACUACUCAUCUGCAUCUGGCUUAGACUGAUUAAUGCAUCGCAGCUCAACGCUGCAAACACAGACUCAUACAAGCGGUGGAGGCUGUGACACCGGAGUUCCACCUUAAGUCACAGCCCUACGUGCGUUAGCAUUCCUAUCAAUAUAUUACAUCCUGUAAAUGUAAAGAUGUGAAAAUUAUGUACAUUUGGUAAACUCAAAAACACACCAAUGUGGUGUUUUUGAGGCAGUGUUGUAGUUAGAUUGUAUAAAGUUUAAAGAAAAGAAAAGACAGAAAAACAGCCCUGGACAGAAUUUCAGAGUCCCUGUUUCCAUGGCCUUGUUCAUAAUAACAUAUCAGAGACCAUCUCCAAACCUGGAACGCUGAACCUUCAUCCUUCUGAGGAAGAUCACCAUGAGAAAAUCAUCCUUGACAUUAAAACGAGCCAAACCAGAUCAUUUUUAUCCUCAUAACCUUCAAAUGACAGAACAGGUGGCGUAUUAAGAACUGGUGCUGCUCCUCUGAGUUACACACCUGAUCAGUAGUCGACCAUGCAGUCAUUGUGCAGAGUUACGAGCCGCGUGUGUUCAUUCAACGCUCAACAGGAAAACUUUGUCCAGUCUCCUAUUUCUAUGCCUUUUACUGUGCUAAAGUGUACCACAUCACUGUGGGAGAGGGGGAGAGGAGGCGGAGGGUUAUGAGCUGAGGCGGGAGUGCCUUACUCAAACUAAUGCAGAGCUGAUGUGAUUUGUUUCUGGGAACCCGGCGAUCAUGCACUCGUCAGUAGACGGCCGAGUUGUGGGGCCCGUUCUUCUUCAGACGUAACGCCAAGCAGCACAUAAACACCUCUGUGCACUCUGAGCUGCAACAGCUCUGGGUGCUACAGGAGGGGAUAAAAUGUAGCGUGUAGCAUCACACCCUCUUAAAUUAAUGUAGAGCUUUGUUUUAAAUGGACAAGGUAAUUAGCAGAGUGGAUCACAGUUACCUGACUUUUUAGUCUGAUCUGUAAGGGAAGUUUGCCAGAGCUCACAUUACCUGGAUCCAAGGAGAUCAGAGAUACAUAAAAUCCCUAAAGUUUAGGUUUAAUCACAAAAUCGUGGACGUGGCUGAGGUUAAAGCGAGGUGCUAUUAAAGCGAGGUGCUAUUAAGCUGAGACACUUGUGAAGUAGAAGCUCUCCUGGCUGACAUUUUGUUCCUCAAGCAAGAUUAAUAAGAAAAGGAAUCCACCACUGGAGCAUUUGGAGGACAAGAUGAUGCAUUGUGACAAUGUCUGCUGGUAUCAUGUGGAGUUUUGUUCUGGAACACUAAAACUAACUCAACACCAGGACUGACCUCAGAGAAACAUGGUCUGGAUGACUCCCAGCUGAGCGAACUGUGGUCCAUGUGGAAAACCAGUAACCAGAUCAGCGAAGAGCACGACGUCAUGCCAUUAGGCCGUAGAGAUGCGUUUCCUGUAUGUACAAAUAAUCAGCACCUAGAGAAGCUGAGAGAGCGCAUCAUCCAGCCCUCUGUCUCCAUCCGGACCACAACCCCCCCCCCCCCCCCCCCCCCCCCCCCUGUGACUGGUUUUGUACACAAAAACAAACAAAAGAAAAAUACCUGCUUCUUUGAACCUGUGAAGGAAGGCACAUUCACACACCCCCAUUGAGCUCAAGUAUAACUGUGUAGUGUUUAAUUGUGUAAUAUUCACCUUGUACAGCUGUAUUCCUACAAAUAUGGUUUACUGUAUCAUUGAUACUGUAGUUUCAAAGACGUGAACAACUAUUUUUAUGAAAUGCGACAGUACUGAUAUAUUACAUUUUGCUAAAAAAAAUGAAUAAAUAACUUGUUUACUGAAAGAUAUUCUGAAAUACUGUCAAAUAAACUCUUGACAUAGUGUAAAAUA
This is a messenger RNA of Nothobranchius furzeri (turquoise killifish), 6964 nucleotides long. RefSeq names its product membrane associated guanylate kinase, WW and PDZ domain containing 2b (gene magi2b). Gene Ontology annotation, molecular function: SMAD binding; beta-1 adrenergic receptor binding; type II activin receptor binding. Gene Ontology annotation, biological process: signal transduction; receptor clustering. The record is from RefSeq and is a predicted model, not a curated record. Gene Ontology annotation, cellular component: dendrite; cytoplasm; cell-cell junction. Lineage: Eukaryota; Metazoa; Chordata; Actinopteri; Cyprinodontiformes; Nothobranchiidae.